GCGGGAGGACGCCGCCGAUGCCGCGACGCCACCGCCAUCCCCGCCGCCGACUUUCGUGAUUUCGUCCCGCGCCGUCCCAAUGGACUCCCCCGUGGGCCACCAAGUCAACAACGGCAAUGACUGUAACAUGUUGUCCGGAGGUCUGGUCGCCGCCUUCCCGGAGAUGCAGAGCACCGGCGGCGGCGGCGGCUCGUCCUCGCCCUCCCUCGCGGGCUUCGGCCCGCCUUGGUCGGUGCAGACGUGCAGCUCGUCGCCCCCUCCUCCUCCUUUUCCUGCUCCCCCGCCUCCUCCCGCUCCACCUGCGCCCGCAUGCACCUCCGCCGACAGCAGCGGCGGCGGCGGCGGCUUCUACGGGGGGAUGCCGUCACCCUCCGUCAAUCCGGCUUUCUACCAGGGUUUCUCGGCUAAUCCGUGCUCCGGGAUUAACGUGCAGGGUUUCGGCGGGCCCUUCUCGCCGCAGAUCCGCCGCUCUCCCAUCAACCCGCAGAUGCACAACCAGCAGGGCGCCUUCCUGCAGCAGAGGAACAACUACAACCAACAUCAGCCUAUGAUGAAGCAGUCUCCCUGGGGUCCUCACCAGGGCAACGGCUGGAGUUCGGGCGGCGUGUCUUGGGGGCGCGACCACCGCAAGGGGGCGGGCCAGGGCGGCCACGUCUCGUCGCCCCUCAAGAAGGCCUUCCCGAGCAAUGUCAUCGCCCCGCCCAAGUUACCGCGCUCGGCUGCCUCGCUGGGGCCCAAGGCUUGGCCGGAGGACAACGUGUUUCGUGUGGAUGGCAACAGUAACACUUUGAUGCCCCUCCAGGACCGCUCCAGGCUACACGAGAGUCUCAACAUGCAUUCGCUGGAGAGCUCCCUGAUUGACAUCAUGCGAGCCGAGCAGGAUCCCAUGAAAGGUCGCAUUGGAUGCCUGAACCAGGCUGCCGACGGGCUCCUCAUGCUCAACGCCAGGAGCUAUGGGAGACGUCGAGGGCGCUCUUCUCUUUUCCCCAUCGAUGACAAUCUCCUGGAUGAUGCUCACGGCAACCAGGGUCUCUCGGGGGUCCUGGGUUCGGCCGGCUGCUACCCGCAUCAGAACGGCGAACGCAUCGAGCGCUUCUCGCGCAAGGUGUUUGUGGGCGGGUUGCCGCCUGACAUAGACGAAGAUGAAAUAACCUCCAGCUUCCGCCGCUUCGGUCACCUGGUGGUUGACUGGCCUCACAAAGCUGAGAGCAAGUCCUACUUUCCACCCAAAGGAUACGCCUUCCUGCUGUUCCAGGAGGAGACGUCGGUGCAGGCUCUGAUUGAAGCCUGCAUGGAGGAGGACGGGAAGCUCUACUUGUGCGUCUCCAGCCCCACCAUCAAGGAUAAACCUGUGCAAAUCCGUCCUUGGAACCUGAGCGACAGCGACUUUGUGAUGGACGGCUCUCAGCCCCUGGACCCCCGCAAGACCAUCUUUGUGGGAGGCGUCCCUCGUCCCCUGAGAGCAAUCGAACUGGCCAUGAUCAUGGAUCGCCUCUACGGGGGCGUCUGCUACGCCGGGAUCGACACCGACCCGGAGCUCAAGUACCCUAAAGGGGCGGGACGGGUGGCCUUCUCCAACCAGCAGAGCUACAUCGCCGCCAUCAGCGCCAGAUUUGUGCAGCUGCAGCAUGGCGACAUCGACAAGCGGGUGGAGGUGAAGCCGUACGUGCUGGACGACCAGUUGUGCGACGAGUGCCAGGGCGCUCGCUGCGGCGGCAAGUUUGCGCCCUUCUUCUGCGCCAACGUCACCUGCCUGCAGUACUAUUGCGAGUUCUGCUGGGCCAACAUCCACUCGCGUGCCGGCCGUGAGUUCCACAAGCCCCUGGUCAAGGAGGGCGCCGACCGCCCGCGCCAGAUUCACUUCCGCUGGAACUAGAAGAUAUCAGUGUAACCCCCAGCUAAACCCGAGUUGUCCAAACCUGGAGCCAUUUGCAGCCUGCCGCCAUUUUUUUUUAGACAAAACGCAAGACACACUUAAAUUCAUACCCAACCAGACAAAAAUAAUUCACAAAAGCAAACAACUGUCAUGACAUUAUCUUGCCAAACUGUUUUUCAAAGGUCUGACAGCCAACAGUGCUGAUUUAGCAGUUUAAUAAGUGAAAAUGAAUCUGGACGCACUUUCCAUUUUGAACAAAACAGCAUCUGUAACCUUGCGAUUUUCGCUCCUUAUCUAAGACAAAAUCCAGACUUUCAUUCUUGAGACGACAUCAUGUCUCACAGCUCACGCAAACUGAGGUGGAGUCUCAGAGAGUCCGAGAGGGUUGGACCUCAAGCUAUUUUCAAUGCAUUCAAUUGAUUAAUAAUGUGUGAAAAUAACACACGACGUAGCAUAGAGUUGUGAAAAAAACAACCAUAUUUGGACAUCCGACGUUUCCACCCGACAGUGACGAUAUAUCACACAAUUUAGAGUUCUUUCACAUCUUUCUGAUCGACUGAUUUGAGUGUGUUCGAGUGGAAGGAUGUCAAAGUGAUCCUUGACGCCGUUGAAUUUUCCAUAGGCGGCCGUUGGAAGAAAAAGUUUGCACACCCCUGCACUAAACCGUAGGGCACCGCUCUAGGUAGCAGCCGAGCUUUCUUUGCAGCCAGCAUCACUACUUUUUCACCCCAUAUCUCAGGCUCUUUUUUUCUGGUACUUUUCAUAGAUGAAAAAAAGAAAUUGAGAUUUUAUACAUUUUUAUUUUAUUUUAUUUUUUAUUUUUUGAAAGCGAGACAAAAACAGCAAAUGUUAAUAUUUGCCGUGGGGUGAUGGUCUGCUGCUUGCCAACCCCACGCGGCGCGCAUCCUACACUCAUGCCUGCUGAGGACGCUAACCAAAGGUAGCGAACCAUGAUAGCAAAGCAGAAAUGCCGACACGUGCUUUUAGGAUGCAAGACUACUGACCUUUAGCCUCUUUCACAAAGGACAUCCUGCAAAUUUGCAGAACCUGAGUUGGAAAAGGACAAUUUAUCCACGUCUGCCUUUCACACGGAACUCGGGAUGGGCGCUAAAUUUCCAUGAUAGAAAUCCUUUCAACAGCAGAUUGUCCGAGAUUAAACCAACAGUCAAAUGCUAACUAUUGGUUCUGUCGUGCCAAAUUGCCACAUCCGAUCCGUAGCAGUUAAUGUGCUAUUUUUGUCUGUUUUAAACAAAAGAUGGGGAUUACAUUUCCUUCAAAGGUCUCCUUUAGACAGCGAACUAGUUGCGACUGUAGCCUCAUCCCUGCUCUGCUGCGAGCUGACGUUGGAGCACUAACGGAGUUUGUCCGCCUUUGCCUUUAACGCAGAACUAGUGAUGGGCACAAAUUAAUUCCAAGUCCCUGCGAAGUGUCAAUAAAUGUCUCAUAAAUUUGACACACCCCAGAGAAGACUUUCAUAACAACCUUGCCAAAUUUUUAUGAUUAUAAUCAUUACCAGGUGUAUGAAAUGAGUAUUCCAAAUGCUGAUAAAUUAGCUCAAUGCUACUUCUACUAGCUUGAAAAAUGGAUGCUACUUUGCCCAGCAUCUUUCUUAUGUCGACACAUACUUACUUCUCGCAAGAUGGACAUUUGAUAAAAAAGUGACAUGCUUGCACUCAGGCCACAAUAGCUAGGACUAUCUGAAGGGAAGAUGCUUUUUUUAGGGUGUUGCCCGAGCAAUCGAGCUCGCUAACUAUUU
This is a messenger RNA of Hippocampus comes (tiger tail seahorse), 3632 nucleotides long. RefSeq names its product cytoplasmic polyadenylation element binding protein 2 (gene cpeb2). The record is from RefSeq and is a predicted model, not a curated record. The transcript is spliced from 11 exons. Gene Ontology annotation, biological process: negative regulation of cytoplasmic translation. Gene Ontology annotation, cellular component: synapse; neuron projection; nucleus. NCBI's taxonomy places the organism in Eukaryota, Metazoa, Chordata, Actinopteri, Syngnathiformes, Syngnathidae. Bases 80 to 1876 code for a protein of 598 amino acids. Gene Ontology annotation, molecular function: translation factor activity, RNA binding; mRNA regulatory element binding translation repressor activity; ribosome binding.